Messenger RNA from Paramuricea clavata, 162 nucleotides. The record is from the annotation of a GenBank genome assembly. NCBI's taxonomy places the organism in Eukaryota, Metazoa, Cnidaria, Anthozoa, Malacalcyonacea, Plexauridae.
AUGGAGAAAAGAACUCCUGCCGACAUUACAAUACAGGCGAAAGUUUACAACAGACGUUCCAAAUCUCCAAGUGGGAGAUCUGGUCCUCCUCCGAUGCAAAGAAUCGCCGAGAAACGAUUGGCCGCUAGCUCGCGUCUCGAAGACUCUAAGCAGCGCGGAUGA